GGCCGGGCUUGCAACAUUGUAGCGGCGAUGCCGGGGGCUCGCGGGCUGGUGCUGGGCGCGCUCUGCCUGCUCGGGGCCCUCGGCCGCCCGCCCGCCGGGCGCAGGGAGGUGUCCAUGCACUUCAACCCCGGCUGGAAUGACUCCUCCGUAAACCUGCUGCAUGUGCGAGCUGUGGGUGCCAACAGCACGCUGCACUACGUGUGGAGCAGCCUAGGGGUGCCUGCUGUGCUGCUGCUGUACACAGAGAACGAGCACAGCACCCUGCACAUCAACUGGACCCAGCUUCUCUCCCCUGAACUCGCUGGGGCCAUCUGGGUGGAGCCGCCCAGCAGCGUCCUCCAUUCCAGCGCCGUGGUCUUCACCAAGCUAUUUGAGUACGAUGGGGCCAAUGCGUCAGACCCAGCCCACGCACUUUUCUAUCGGCCCUACGACCUGGCCACCUUGUCCUGGGACAGCGUGAACCAGACCCUGAACCGCACGGCCCUGACAGCUGUCUUCCGAGGCACAGGCCCCCCCGGGACCUUCCACAACGGCAGCAUCGCGUUCCAGGUGACGGCGUAUGAGGAGAGCAGCCGGGACGGGCGUCUGCCGGGGCUGCUGCACACGGCCAACAGCUCCAAGCUGGAGUUCGUGAUGGAUGGGGUGGCCCCCCGUGGCAACAGCUCCCGCUUCAUGCUGGAGAUGGUGAUGGUGGAGGGGCCUGGCAGGCACCGGCGCCUGGAGUCCGUGCGCUCCAUUGAUGACGAGUACACGCCCACCAUCUUCGAGAUGGUGCAGCUGGUGUCAGAGCCGCAGGGCACCCACGCCGGCCCCGGCUUCCUGCAAUGGAAGACGACAGCAUAUGGGGCCCGUGAGGCCAAGCGGGAGAACGGGAUCCGGUGCCGCUACUCCCCACUGCGGGCAGUCAAUGGGACUCUGCCAGGGCCCAGCAUUGCACAUGCCUACUUUGGAAAGGACUUGGGUGGCCUGGCCGCCAUCAACAUCUCCUUUGGGGGUGAGGAUGGUGAGAUCUAUGCGGGCACUGGCUAUCUUAGUUGGUCAAUGCUGCUGGGCUUCGGCACGCCCCCUGAGGAUGCCUUCUCCCCACUUGUGGUGGCCAUCAUGGCAGUGGCGCUGGGCACCCCAGUGGUGCUGCUGGUGGCAGGGGCCAUCGUGGUACUGCUUUUCCAGAAGAAGCGCUACUCGGAGUACGAGCCCAUCAACUGACCACAGGCCCCACGUGCAGACCUCUCCCUCUCCACGGGCGGGAUGCCUCCCGGGCAACAGUGCAAUACUCAUACAGGCGACCCCUGUACCUGAAUGCCCCAUGUUUAACUGAGCUCUCAGAUGCCUUGAGCAACAAUCAUUCCUCUGUACCCCACUUCAUUCUCCCUUGAAAGCAGCCCCCUGCAGAGUUCCUGUGGCUGGGGACCAGCUGGAUCUGCCCUGGGAACUCGGGGGCAAUGCCUGGCACCUCCAAGCCAGUAUCCCCAGCAUCUCACUCAGUGUUUGCCCCCACGUGGGGGAUCAGUUCCUAGGUGCUUCCAG
Molecule: messenger RNA, 1527 nt
Organism: Gavialis gangeticus (Gharial)
Lineage: Eukaryota; Metazoa; Chordata; Crocodylia; Gavialidae
Gene: GLMP
Product: glycosylated lysosomal membrane protein
Exons: 6
Coding region: 28-1206 (392 amino acids)
Cellular component (GO): lysosome
Source: RefSeq, a predicted model, not a curated record